This is a messenger RNA of Halichondria panicea, 1372 nucleotides long. RefSeq names its product V-type proton ATPase subunit C 1-A-like. The record is from RefSeq and is a predicted model, not a curated record. The transcript is spliced from 11 exons. Lineage: Eukaryota; Metazoa; Porifera; Demospongiae; Suberitida; Halichondriidae. Gene Ontology annotation, molecular function: proton-transporting ATPase activity, rotational mechanism. Bases 138 to 1283 code for a protein of 381 amino acids. Gene Ontology annotation, biological process: proton transmembrane transport. Gene Ontology annotation, cellular component: vacuolar proton-transporting V-type ATPase, V1 domain; lysosomal membrane.
CCAACUAGUCAUAUGACUGGCCAAACAUUGUAAGUGCAUGUACAAGUACUGUGCUUUGCAAGUAAGUAUUUACUUACGUACGUGGGGCUACAACAGAGCUAGAGGCAACAGUGCAGUGUCAGACUGCUAAAUAUAUAAUGGCUGCAUACUGGUUAGUUUCUGCUCCUGGUGACCCAAAACCAGAGAAUACGUGGGGGCUCAUCAAAGAAAAAACCGGUGGUGUGUCAGUCAAUCACAAAUUCAACAUUCCUGAUCUAAAGGUUGGCACCCUGGACACACUUGUUGAUCUGGGAGAUAAGCUACAAAAGCUUGACCCAUUCGUUGAAAACGUUGUCAGGAAGAUGGCCCAGUAUAUGGGUGACAUACUAGAGCCUGAAGACAAGGAAAAGCUACAAGAGAACCUUCUGGUUGGCCCAGCUAAGGUACCGAUGGAAACCUUCCUGACUCGUUUCCAGUGGGACUCCGCCAAGUUCCCAUUGAGACAGCCCCUGCCUAACAUAGUCGAAGGCAUUAGUAAGCUGGUCUCACAAGUGGACACAGACCUGAAGACCAAGUCACAGAGUUACAAUGCACUACGUCAGAAUCUUCAAAUAAUUGAAAGAAAAAAUACAGGGAACUUGAUGACUCGAUCUCUAGUUGAUCUUGUAAAGAAAGAAGAUUUUGUUUUGGAUUCAGAGUACCUGCAGACUCUUAUUGUUGUUGUCCCCAAGUCUCUCUAUAAGGAAUGGGAAAACUCUUAUGAGAAAAUUACACAGAUGGUAGUACCUAGGUCAACCAAAAAGGUAGCGGACGAUUCUGAAUAUGGGCUAUACACUGUCACUGUGUUUAGAAAAGUAGCCGAUGAAUACAAGCAUCAUGCUCGAGAGAAAAAAUUUAUCGUUCGUGAGUUUGACUUCGAUGCUAAGACCGUGCAAAAGGAGCGAGAUGAAAAGGGGAAGCUUGAGCUUCAACUGAAGAAGCAGUUUGGACCACUGAUGAACUGGCUGAAAGUUAAUUUCAACCAGGUGUUUUCAGCUUGGGUUCAUCUCAAAGCACUGCGUGUAUUUACUGAAUCUGUUUUGAGGUACAGCUUGCCUGUGAAUUUUCAAGCAGUGAUAAUGAAGCCACAUAGAAAAUCGCAAAAGAAAUUGACAGAAAUUCUUAACGGUCUAUAUGGUCAUCUUGACUCAAAUUACAUCGCGUCAGAGGCUGAGAUGCUUGACAUGCAAGGACUCUCUUUUGGGCAGCAAGACUACCAUCCUUAUGUGUUCUUCGAGAUAGACUUAAACUUGCUUGCUAAGUAGGGAACAAUAAUUAUUAAUGUAGACCCCUUUAUUGUUGCAGUCGGUUGACCUUAGUUUGUUUGUAUGGCAUUAUUAAUUUUUGUCCAAGA